AUGAUCGUCUUCGAGGUACUUACCGGAGAUACGCCAUGGUCGGGCCUCAAUCAGAUGCAAAUCAUGAUGCAGGUGUGCAUUCAGAAGGACCGCCCGAAGAUCGACGGCGACGCGCCCGCGGACCUCGUCGCGUUGAUGCAGAGGUGCUGGGCGCCCGAGCCCGACGCUCGACCCUGCUUCGCCGACAUCAAAGCCGAGCUCCGCGGCGGCCCCGAUACUCCUGCGAAGUGA
Molecule: messenger RNA, 231 nt
Organism: Pelagomonas calceolata
Lineage: Eukaryota; Pelagophyceae; Pelagomonadales; Pelagomonadaceae
Source: the annotation of a GenBank genome assembly